AAGCGGAGUGACUUUUUAGCCAAUCAGAAUGCAGAACACAAUGCACGAUGCAAAUCCGUCAAGUAGCGAAACUGUGAAAAGUAAACCGCGUUAUAGGAGGGAUCACAGUAUAGCAUUCCAAAACCUGUAUUUUGGUCAAUAAAAAAAGAAAGGUCAGCAGGAUUGUAGAAGCAUCAACUAUCAGUUCUUUGGCUUUCAAAGAACUGGUUCAAAAAAAGUGUCAAAUAAUUUACUGCAGCAGUAAAUCCUAUUCUAAGUCCUGAUAAAUAUAUUAAACAAAGUCUGUUCCUGAUACCAAGCACGUGCGUGUGACGAAAAAACCGGCUUCCAUCUGGCUUCAUAACAGAAGAAACAGCACCAUCUAGUGGCAGCUUGGUAGGAUGACAUCAAUGGUUCAAGCUACAGUUGUUUAAAAUGCACUAAUUUUAUGAAGCUUUUGUAGUUUUUAGAUUUAUUAGUUUUCUAAAAAAUCAAACAUUUAGUCAGGGGAACACUAUUUUAAUACUAGCUUUAUUUUUCAGCUUCUAAAUGGAUCAAACUUUACACAUUUUCUAAGAAAAUUCCUCCAUAGCGACAAAUGUGUUUGCAGAUUCCUUUUUUUUCAUAAUAAAAGAGUUCUCUCAAAGAAAAAGCAACAGUUAACGUUUCUGCAUUCCUUUAUUUAGCUUUUUUCCGCAAUCGUUAUGAAACUCCUCAACUCCUCGUCGUGGUUGAGGAGCAGCCGCAGACGUCGAGCCGUGGUCACAGUGAGGCAGCAGCAUGUCGUGCAGAGGUUACAGGGUGUCCUGUAGCACUGCAGGCUCCGGUUGCUUCCCAUCACCUUUGGUUUCAGCGCGUGUCAGCACCUGUACCUGCAUGCACGACUGUCAGCUUCUGAACAUGUAUCCAUAAAAGAAACAACAUUUAAUAAAAUGAAAAUUCCUUUUUUGUUUUUGUUUUUUUGCAUAACCUGAAAGGUGUGAGGUUCACAGAAACAUGAAAACUUUAACCACCAUUAAGGUCCUGUUUCUGCCACUGUUGUUUGUAUCUUGAGAUUUUCAUCAAUGGUUAUUUUAGGUUUUAUUCUUUCCAGCCUUAGUUUUGUCUUUUUUGUUUACUUUUUGAUGCAUUAGGAAAACCUUCCAGCUAUUAAUGAACCCACAGGUCUACAGCAGAUUGUACUCUUAAACUACCACAGGCUUGUUUUACUGUGAAAUGAUGCGCCUGACCGCCUGCAGAAAAGCUGAUGCAGCGUCGAGUAAAGGACACUUUUUACAGAAACCCCAACAGCCGCAGGUUAAAGACGCUCCCUCUCUCUUCUCAGGACAUUUCCCAAGGUUAGCAUCAGGGAAGGGGAGGAGCCCACACAAAGAGAAGGAGACUGACAUGCAGAAUGCAUGAGACACCAGAGAGGACUGAUGACGACUCCUGGAUCCAUCAUUUCCAGAGAGUUCAGGCGGUUUGGCAGCAAAGUCUGCAGGACGAUCAGCUGACACGAGAUGAAGGAGGAUCUCUGCAGAGGUCUGGAGGCGUCAGGAAGGGGCCGUGCUUAUCCGGCAACGAUCACAAACGAGAGUCCUGCAGUGCUGACUUUGGAGCCGAUGGUGCAGCGUUCACAGCCGGCCUCUCUGGCACGCUGCCUUGUUUCUGAGCCGGCUGUCAGCAUGCAGCGGGUACCGACUCAGCAGGACGAUGGAGCAGGAGGUGACGCAGAGGGAAGAGGGGAUUCUGUGGGAAGGAACGAAGCCGCAGGAGGAGAAAAGGCGGAGAAGGAGUCCAUGAUGAUGGAGCUGACCCGGCUGGUGCAGAACCUGGUGAAGGAGAGCAGCUGGUGGGAGAGGAGGGGAGUGGACUGCUGCAUCUUAGCAGCAGCUUUCCUCUGUUUGCCUCUGGCCUUCCUGCUGCUGGGAUCCUCGCGGCUGCUGUGGCUUUUGGCGGGCGUGCUGCUGAUGGGCGUGGCUCACGCUGUGAUCACCGUCAAAGGAACCCACCUGGCCAGCCACGGGGCACUGAGCGAGUCCCAGGCGUGGGGGAAAUUCUGGGCCAUCUUUUUCAUUGAGAUCUGCGGCUCCUUCUCAGCCCAGGCUGGCGUCCAGGGCCACAUCAAGAUGCACCAUGCUCACACUAACAUCAUUGGACUGGGAGACUCCAGCGUGUGGAAGGUCCCCUCCCUGUCCCGCACGCUCUACCUCUUUGUAGCUCCCCUCGCCGUGCCCAUCAUUACCCCGCUGGUUGCCCUCGCUCAGGUCAAAGGUCGCUCUCUGGCUCUGCUCGUGAGGACGGUGCUGAACAUAACUCUGGGUCUGUACUCGCAGUACUGGCUGCUGACCAACAUCUCUGGGUUCCGGUCAACGCACAGCGCGCUGUUCUGCAUGCUGGUGUGCAGAGCCAUGUUCUCGGUGCCGUUCAUCCACGUCAACAUUUUCCAGCACAUCGGUUUGCCAAUGUUCUCUUCCACACGCCGACCGAAAAGGAUUCACCAGAUGACCCACGGCGUGCUGAACCUGCCCCGUAACCUUCUCCUGGACUGGACGUUUGGACACUCGCUGAUUAACUGCCACGUGGAGCAUCAUCUCUUCCCCUUUCUGUCAGACAACAUGUGCCUAAAGGUGAAGCCUGUUGUCUCCAAGUAUCUCACUGAAAAGCAGCUUCCCUAUCAGGAGGACCGCUACCUGUCGCGCUUGCACCUGUUCUUCCAGAGAUACCAGGAACUGAUGGUGUUUGCACCCCCCAUCACAGAGCUGGUGGGGGUACAGUGAUGAAGGACUGACGAGGAUCUCUGUCUUUAAAAUACCUUUAAACUUGAAACACUCCCCUUUGCAAUAAAUUAUACGUUUUUACACAUCAGCUGUAAGUUUCAACAAGCAAUACGAAAACCUAAAGUGAACUUUUUUGUGUGUAUUUAUCAAAAUGAUUUCUACUUUUGAUCAAUUACCACUCAAAUGAGACAAAAGUGGUACGUUUAAUGUGAUGCGACUGUUAAUAGAAAAGAAAACGUGUCUGCAGCUUAAUGAACAAAAACCUUUUCUCUCCUGAUUUUUCUCAUAGCAUAAUCUCAGGAAGGUUUAUAUUUACAUUGACAGCACAGGAUGCCACAACCUCAAGAAGAGGCGUGGAAACAAACUGUCGGAUGUUGUUAUCUUCAGUCAUUUUAAAUAGAGUCUAGUUUUCACAAUCGUGGCUGUAGAAAGUUAAAACAGGGCGAGUCAAACUGAGUGUUACUCUCUCAUGACGACACUAGAACACAAACACAACACUCCCUGGAAAAUCUUACUCUUGUGGGACGUUCAUCACGUUUUUGUCAGCGCUUCCAGAGCUGUUGGACAUUUCUUGCACUUUUUUUCCAGGAAUCUGCAGACACGUCGGGGACCUUUUGUGUUGAGAUUUUCUAAAUUCCAGCGACGCAAUAGAGCAAAGCACUGUGACUGUAUCACUGUAUGCUAUCUUCAAUUUUCACAUUGUUGCAGCCCAGGGCAAAACAAACCAAAUAAAAGCUGUUUAACUUGA
Oryzias latipes (Japanese medaka) is the source of this 3486-nucleotide messenger RNA. RefSeq names its product fatty acid desaturase 6 (gene fads6). Lineage: Eukaryota; Metazoa; Chordata; Actinopteri; Beloniformes; Adrianichthyidae. Gene Ontology annotation, cellular component: membrane. Gene Ontology annotation, biological process: lipid metabolic process. Gene Ontology annotation, molecular function: oxidoreductase activity, acting on paired donors, with oxidation of a pair of donors resulting in the reduction of molecular oxygen to two molecules of water. The record is from RefSeq and is a predicted model, not a curated record.